GAGGUCACGAUGGUGGGGGAACGACGUGCUGAGGACCUCAUGGUGCCCUUGGGGCCCCGGCUGCAGGCAUAUCCUGAAGAACUCAUUCGACAGCGGCCCGGGCAUGACGGGCACCCUGAAUACCUGAUCCGCUGGAAUGUCCUCAGGCGUGGAGAGGUGGGCAGAGUGGGUGUGGAGGAAGGCAAGGCGGAGCACAUCCUCAUGUGGCUGUCCGCCCCUGAGGUCUACGCCAGCUGUCCCAGGCUGUUAGGUGAGCAGGCACGAGCCAAGGGACCCCAGAACGAACCAGCGGGGGGUUCAGGAAGCUUUCCCCGAGACCCAGGAGGCCUGGACGAAGUGGCAAUGGGAGAGAUGGAGGCUGACGUGAGGGCGCUGGUGCGCAGGGCUGCCAGGCAGCUGGCGGAAGGCGGGACCUCAAGCCUCCCAGCUGCCGUGCUGCACACCAUCCAUGUGCUCAGUGCCUAUGCCAGCAUUGGGCCCCUCACUGAGGUCUUCAGGGAGACGGGAGCCCUGGACCUGCUGAUGCACAUGUUGUGCAACCCCGAGCCUCAGAUCCGGCGGAGCGCGGGCAAGAUGCUGCAGGCUCUGGCAGCCCACGAUGCUGGGAGCCGGGCUCACGUCCUUCUGUCACUGAGCCAGCAAGAUGGCAUCGAGCAGCACAUGGAUUUUGACAGCCGCUACACUUUGCUGGAGCUGUUUGCAGAGACCACGUCCUCUGAAGAGCACUGCAUGGCCUUCGAGGGCAUUCACCUGCCUCAGAUCCCAGGGAAGCUGCUCUUCUCGCUGGUGAAACGCUACCUUUGUGUCACCUCCCUGCUGGACCAGCUGAACAGUAGUCCAGACCCAGGAGCUGCAGACCAGAGCUCCCCGUGCCCCAUGAAGCAGAAAAGCCGGGGACAGCGGGAGCUGGAGUUCAGUAUGGCUGUGGGCAGCCUCAUUUCAGAGCUGGUGCGGAGCAUGGGCUGGGCCCGGAACCUCAGUGAACAGGGCACGUUGCUGCCCCGGCCGACGCGGUCCAUUUUUCAGCCGUGCAUUUCAGGGCCUCCCCUGUUACUCCCCACCAUCGUCACCGCCCCCAGAAGGCAAGCGCAGGCCUUCCGCCAGCGCUCUGAAUUCUCCAGCCGCAGUGGCUACGGUGAGUACGUACAGCAGACACUGCAGCCGGGGAUGCGCGUGCGGAUGCUGGAUGACUAUGAGGAGAUCAGUGCCGGCGACAAGGGCGAGUUCCGGCAGAGCAACAAUGGCGUGCCUCCCGUGCAGGUCUUCUGGCAGUCGACAGGCCGUACCUACUGGGUGCACUGGCACAUGCUGGAGAUCCUGGGCCCUGAGGAGGCCACUGGGGAUUCAGCCUCAGCUGUGGAGAAGGGGACAGGAGCCACCCUCUUGGACACAGCCCUUCCUGCCUGGGACUGGAAGCCUGUGGAUGGGCCCUACUCUCUGCCGUACCUCCAGCCUGAGCCCCAGCAGAGUGAGGAGUUGGGGUACCUGACCCAGGCUGAGUGGUGGGAGCUGCUUUUCUUCAUCAAGAAGUUGGACUUAAGCGAGCAGCAGCCAAUUUUCCAGAAUAUUCAGGAGAAAGUGGAUAAGACUCUGGGUGAGAAGGCCCUGGGUGACAUCUCUGUGCCUGUAGAGAUGGCUGAGGGUCUGCUGGGCAUCCUCAGUCAUCGGCUUGAGGGCAACACCCUCAGUGACUUGCUCAGCUCCCAAGUCUACACCAAGUAUGGGCUCCUACCUGAUGAACUGAGCAGCUCCUCGUCUUCACGGAGUCACUCCUGUACCCCAGAUCCAGAAGAGGAGUCCAAGUUGGAGGCCAGCAUCUCCCAGGAAGAGGCUAAGCCCCCCCAAGCAAAGGCUGCGCUCCCUAAGGCAGAGACAGAGCCCGCCCAGCCAAAGGCUGGACCCCCCGUGGCACAGAGUGAUUCCCAGCUGUUUAACCAGCUUCUGGUGACCGAGGGCAUGGUUCUGCCGCCCGAGGUGAAGGAGGAGGCCAGUGAAAUGGCUCGAGCCUUGCGGGGUCCUGGUCCACGCAGCUCCCUGGAUCAGCAUGUGGUAGCGGUCGUGGCCACCGUGCAGAUAUCCAGUCUGGACACAAACCUGCAGCUCUCAGGGCUCUCGGCCCUCUCCCAGGCUGUGGAGGAGGCCACUGAGCAAGACCACCCCCUGGUUCGUCCUGAUCGAUCGCUGAGAGAGAAGCUCGUGAAGACCCUAGUGGAGUUGUUAACCAACCAAGUGGGAGAGAAGAUGGUGGUGGUGCUGGCUCUGCGCCUCCUCUACCUGCUCAUGACCAAGCACGAGUGGCGCCCGCUCUUUGCCAGGGAAGGUGGCAUCUACGCUGUGCUGGUUUGCAUGCAAGAAUACAAGACUUCUGUUUUAGUGCAGCAGGCAGGGCUGGCGGCACUGAAGAUGCUGGCCAUUGCCAGCUCCUCGGAGAGCCCUGCUUUCAUGACUGGCCGUGAUCCUAUCCAACCUUUGUUUGAUGCCCAGAUGACCAGAGAGAUCUUCGCCAGCAUCGACUCAGCCACACGCCCAGGCUCUGAGAGCCUGCUCCUCACUGUCCCUGCAGCUGUGGUCCUGAUGCUGAACACAGAGGGGUGCUCCUCUGCAGUGAGAAAUGGCCUGCUCCUGCUCAACCUGCUUUUGUGCAACCACCACACUCUGGGAGACCAGAUUAUAACCCAGGAACUGAGAGACACUUUGUUUAGGCUCUCAGGGAUAGCACCGGGGACAGAGCCCAUGCCUACCACACGCACCAUCCUCAUGAUGCUUCUCAAUCGCUACUCAGAGCCACUGUGCCGUCCUGAGCACACAGCACUGGAGACCCCCAGCACCCAGAGCCAGGAAGGGUCCCCUGAGCUGCUGAUUCGAUCCUUGGUUGGGGGCCCAUCUGCAGAGCUACUCCUGGACUUGGAGCGCGUGCUGUGCCGUGAGGGCAGCCCAGGGGAUGCCGUGAGGCCCCUCCUCAGGCGCCUCCAGCGGGAGACCCAGCCCUUCCUCCUGUUGCUGCGGAUGCUGGAUGCCCCUGGGCCCAACAAAUCUCUGCUGCUGACUGUGCUGAGGGCCAUGGCCCGACUGCUGGAUUACCCCGAGGCAACGGUCCUCCCCUGGCACGAGGUUUUGGAGCCCUGCCUCAACUGCCUGAGUAGCUCUGGCAGUGACUCUGAGGUUGUUCAGGAGCUGAUCUGCUUCCUGCAUCACCUGGCCUUGAUGCAUAAGGACUACGCGGUGGUGCUCUGCUGUCUGGGAGCCAAAGAGGUCCUCUCCAAAGUCCUGGACAAGCACUCGGCUCAGCUGCUGCUGGGCUGUGAGUUGCGGGACCUGGUGGCGGAGUGCGAGAAGCAUGCCCAGCUCUAUAGCAACCUCACCUCCAGCAUCCUGGCUGGCUGCAUUCAGAUGGUGCUGGGCCAGAUUGAAGACCACAGACGAACCCACCAACCCAUCAACAUCCCCUUCUUUGACGUGUUCCUCAGGCAUCUCUGCCAGGGCUCCAGUGUGGAAGUAAAAGAGGACAAGUGCUGGGAGAAGGUGGAGGUGUCCUCCAACCCACACCGGGCCAGCAAGCUGACGGACCGCAACCCCAAGACCUACUGGGAGUCCAACGGCAGCACCGGCUCCCACUUCAUCACCUUGCACAUGCACCGAGGAGUUCUUAUUAGGCAGCUGACUCUGCUGGUGGCCAGUGAGGACUCCAGUUACAUGCCAGCCCGGGUGGUGGUGUUUGGGGGCGACAGCGCCAGCUGUAUCAGCACUGAACUCAACACAGUGAAUGUGAUCCCCUCUGCCAGUCGCGUGGUCCUCCUGGAAAACUUGACCCGCUUCUGGCCCGUCAUCCAGAUUCGCAUCAAGCGCUGCCAGCAGGGCGGUAUCGACACCCGGGUUCGGGGUGUGGAGGUCCUGGGCCCCAAGCCUACGUUUUGGCCCCUGUUCCGGGAGCAGCUGUGCCGCCGUACGUGUCUCUUCUACACAAUCCGGGCACAAGCCUGGAGCAGGGACAUAGCAGAGGACCGCAAGCGCCUCCUCCAGCUCUGUCCCAGACUGAACAGGGUUUUGCGCCAUGAGCAGAAUUUUGCUGAUCGUUUCCUCCCUGAUGAUGAGGCUGCCCAAGCACUGGGAAAGACCUGCUGGGAGGCCCUGGUCAGCCCCCUGGUGCAGAACAUCACCUCCCCCGAUGCAGAAGGUGUCAGCUCCCUGGGGUGGCUGCUGGGUCAGUACUUGGAGCAGAGAGAGUGCUCUCGGAUCCCCCUGAGCCCAGCAGCAUCCUUUGCUUCUCGAGUUCGGCGCCUUUGCCACUUGCUGGUGCACGUGGAGCCGCCUCCUGGGGCUUCCCCUGAGCCAUCUGCUCGGCCCUUCAGCAAGAGCAGUAAGGGUCGAGCCCGGAGCCCUGCACCUUCAGCCGUCCUCCCAAGCAGCAGCCUGAGGAACAUAGCCCAGUGCUGGCUGAGCGUGGUGCAGGAGCAGGUCAGCAGAUUCCUGGCUGCAGCCUGGAGAGCCCCCGACUUUGUGCCGCGUUACUGUAAACUUUAUGAGCACUUGCAGAGAGCAGGCUCAGAGCUGUUUGGGUCGCGGGCAGCCUUCACGUUGGCUUUGCGCAGCGGCUUCUCUGGCGCCCUGCUGCAGCAGUCCUUCCUCACUGCCGCUCACAUAAGUGAGCAGUUUGCCAGGCACAUUGACCAGCAGAUCCAGGGUGGCCUGCUCGGUGGAGCCCCUGGAGUGGAAAAGCUGGGGCAGCUUCAGCGGCACCUGGAGCCCAUCAUGGUCCUUUCUGGGCUGGAGCUGGCCACUACCUUUGAGCACUUCUACCAACACUACAUGGCAGACCGUCUCCUGAGCUUGGGCUCCAGCUGGCUGGAGGGGGCCGUGCUGGAGCAGAUUGGCCUCUGCUUUCCCAACCGCCUCCCCCAGCUAAUGUUGCAGAGCCUGACCACCUCUGAGGAGCUGCAGCGCCAGUUCCACCUCUUCCAGCUCCGGCAGCUUGAUAAGCUGCUCUUGGAGCAGGAAGGUGAGGAGGAACAGGGCCUGGAAAAAGAGGAGGUGGAAGAGGAGGCUGAGAGAGAACUAGUUACUGAAGACCCAAGCCCACCAGCUUCUGUACUGGUGCUGUCACCACGCUGCUGGCCGGUUUCCCCGCUCUGCUAUCUGAACCAUCCCAGAAAGUGCCUUCCGGCAGAAUUCUGUGACGCGCUCGACCGCUUCUCCAGUUUCUACAGCCAGAGUCAGAGCCACCCAGUCCUGGACGUGGGACCACAUCGGCGACUGCAGUGGACGUGGCUGGGCCGGGCUGAGCUGCAGUUCGGGGACCAGACGCUGCACGUGUCCACCGUGCAGAUGUGGCUGCUGCUGAAUUUCAAUCACACGGAGGAGGUGUCUGUGGAGACCCUGCUGAGGAACUCUGACCUCUCCCCGGAGCUGCUGCUCCAGGCGCUUCUGCCCCUCACCUCUGAGGAUGGCCCUUUGAUCUUGCAUGAAGGUCAGGAUUUUCCACAGCGAGGUGUACUGCAGCUUCGUGAGCCCAGGUCCCGGCCCAGUGGGGAGGCCCUGUGGCUGAUACCUCCUCAGACGUAUCUGAACGUAGAGAAGGAUGAGGGUCGAACCCUGGAACAGAAGAGGAACCUGUUGAGCUGUCUUCUUGUCCGCAUCCUCAAAGCCCAUGGGGAAAAAGGACUCCACAUUGACCAGCUGGUUUGUCUGGUGCUGGAGGCCUGGCAGAAGGGUCCAAAUCCCCCUGGAAGCCUGGGCCGGGCUGUUGCUGGAGGUGUGGCCUGUAGCAGUACAGAUGUCCUUUCUUGCAUCCUGCACCUCCUGGGCCAAGGUUACGUGGAACGACGCGAUGACCGUCCUCAGAUCCUGAUGUAUGCCAGUCCAGAGCCCACAGGACCCUGCCGAGGUCAGGCAGAUGUCCCCUUCUGUGGCAGCCAGAGCACUGAGACCUCCAAGCCUAGCCCCGAAGCUGUGGCUGCUCUGGCAUCUCUGCAGCUGCCCACAGGCCGUACCAUGAGCCCCCAGGAGGUAGAAGGGUUGAUGGAGCAGAUGGUGCGGCAGGUGCAGGAGACGCUGAACUUAGAGCCAGAUGUGGCACAGCACCUGCUGGCUCAUUCCCACUGGGGCGCCGAGCAGCUGCUGCAGAGCUACAGUGAUGACCCUGAGCCGCUGCUGCUGGCGGCGGGGCUCUGUGUACCCCAGGCCCAAGCUGCCUCUACGCGUCCUGACCACUGCCCUGUCUGCGUGAGCCCCCUGGAGCCUGAGGACGACUUGCCCUCUCUCUGCUGCAUGCAUUACUGCUGUAAGUCCUGCUGGAGUGAGUAUCUGACGACUCGGAUCGAGCAGAACCUCGUGCUGAAUUGCACCUGCCCCAUUGCUGACUGCCCUGCCCAGCCCACAGGAGCCUUCAUUCGCGCCAUUGUCUCCACGCCGGAGGUCAUCUCCAAGUACGAGAAGGCACUCCUGCGUGGCUACGUGGAGAGCUGCUCCAAUUUGACCUGGUGCACCAACCCCCAGGGCUGUGACCGCAUCCUGUGCCGCCAGGGCCUGGGCUGUGGGACCACCUGCUCCAAGUGCGGCUGGGCCUCCUGCUUCAACUGUAGCUUCCCUGAGGCACACUAUCCUGCCAGCUGUGGCCACAUGUCUCAGUGGGUCGACGAUGGCGGCUACUACGAUGGCAUGAGCACAGAGGCCCAGAGCAAGCACCUGGCUAAGCUCAUCUCCAAGCGCUGUCCCAGCUGCCAGGCUCCCAUCGAGAAGAAUGAAGGGUGCCUGCACAUGACCUGUGCCAAAUGCAACCACGGAUUCUGCUGGCGUUGCCUCAAGGCCUGGAAGCCAACUCACAAAGACUAUUACAACUGCUCUGCCAUGGUGAGCAAAGCAGCCCGUCAGGAGAAGCGGUUUCAGGACUACAACGAGCGGUGCACUUUCCAUCACCAGGCCCGGGAGUUUGCUGUGAACUUGCGGAACCAGGUGUCUGCCAUCCACGAGGUGCCCCCGCCCAGAUCCUUCACCUUCCUCCACGAUGCCUGCCGGGGGCUUGAGCAGGCACGAAAGGUGCUGGCCUACGCCUGCGUGUACAGUUUCUACAGCCAGGACACGGAGUACAUGGACGUGGUGGAGCAGCAGACCGAGAACCUGGAGCUGCACACCAACGCCCUGCAGAUCCUCCUGGAGGAGACCCUGCUGCGGUGCCGAGACCUGGCCUCCUCCCUGCGCCUCCUGCGGGCCGAGUGCCUCAGCACGGGCAUGGAGCUGCUGCGGCGCAUCCAGGAGAGGCUGCUGGCCAUCCUGCAGCACUCCGCCCAGGAUUUCCAGGUUGGCCUCCAGAGUCCAUCAGGAGACGCCCGGGAGGCUAAAGGAUCCAAUGUGCCCAGCAACCCGCCCCAGGGCUCCUCGGGGCUGCAGGGGGAAGAGGAGGAGGAGGAGGAGGAAGACGAGGAGGACGACGUGCCCGAGUGGCAGCAGGACGAGUUUGAUGAGGAACUGGACAAUGACAGCUUCUCCUACGACGAGGAGUCUGAGAACCUGGACCGAGACACUUUCUUCUUUGGUGAUGAGGAAGAUGACGAUGAGGCCUAUGACUGAGGGGGCGGGACGCAGGAAACACCCGGAGCCGCCCCAGUGUCACCAGGCUGAGGGGACAAGUUCACCCUGUCCCGGUGUCGUGGGGGAGGGAGUCCCAGUGUUGGCAGCACCUUCUUCUGUAGCCGGAAUAAACUUCCUACUCCCUGGAGGCUGGCUGGACACCCCGCCCCACCUCCUUCCUCUCCUUAGACUCCCAGACACUUCUCCGCACAGAAGGCCCAGAGCAGAUCCCACACUGAUACAGGGAAGUGAAGGUUUGUGGGGUGCAGGGCCAGGUACAGGCCCGGCCCAGCUCCACAGUGGGCUGCAAGGGGAGCUCAGGCCCCACACCGGCUUCCUCCUCGCUCUUUCAGUGUUCUGGGGCGGGGCGGGGCAGGGCUGGGUUUGAGGGCAUCAGGAGGGGUCUUCUUCCUGGGGCCUGCAGACCUCUUACGGGACUGUGCAUCAGCCAGUGAAGUGGGGUGGGGCCUCUCCGCUGCCGCCCCCCCCCCCCCAUGCAAGUGUCAAGUUAGAAUGUCAGCUCUGUUUUCAGCUGCUUGGGGCUAAGAGGAAUGGGAGGAGAGCAGCGUCUGGGAGCAGGAGACUUUAAUCAGGUGGCAUUAAGUCAGGUGGCUGGGUCAGCGGCGGCAGCUGC
Molecule: messenger RNA, 8197 nt
Organism: Lepus europaeus (European hare)
Lineage: Eukaryota; Metazoa; Chordata; Mammalia; Lagomorpha; Leporidae
Gene: CUL9
Product: cullin 9
Exons: 40
Coding region: 10-7563 (2517 amino acids)
Biological process (GO): ubiquitin-dependent protein catabolic process
Cellular component (GO): cullin-RING ubiquitin ligase complex
Molecular function (GO): ubiquitin protein ligase binding; zinc ion binding
Source: RefSeq, a predicted model, not a curated record